This is a messenger RNA of Lucilia sericata (common green bottle fly), 980 nucleotides long. Its product is annotated as laccase-21-like. Gene Ontology annotation, molecular function: oxidoreductase activity; copper ion binding. The transcript has a single exon. Gene Ontology annotation, cellular component: plasma membrane. The annotation marks the transcript as partial. The record is from RefSeq and is a predicted model, not a curated record. Gene Ontology annotation, biological process: iron ion transport. NCBI's taxonomy places the organism in Eukaryota, Metazoa, Arthropoda, Insecta, Diptera, Calliphoridae.
AAAUUCUCAUUCCCCACUACAGUUGCCUCCGAUGCUGAUCACUUGACAUCGUUAAUAGAUGAAGUAUCGUAUAUAUCACCACCCUCACCUGUACUCUCACAAUACGAUGACAUCCCAAAGAGUUACUUUUGUAACGGUGACAAUCGUCCAGCCGACUGUGGCGAAAAUUGUGAAUGUGUCCAUAAAAUAGAUAUACCACUCGAUGCUGUCGUCGAAGUAGUACUAAUCGAUGAGGUGCAACAGAUCAACAUUAGUCAUCCGUUUCAUUUGCAUGGCAUGCCGUUUUAUGUCAUCGGUAUUGGUCGUUCACCCGAUGAGGAAACACAACGUAUGAGUUUGAAACUGGCACUUGAUCUAGAUAGACGUGGUAUAUUAAAUCGAAAAUUCCUUAUGCCCUCGCUAAGGGAUACGGUAGCGGUGCCGAAUAAUGGUUAUACAGUUAUAAGAUUUCGUGCCGAUAAUCCGGGCGUUUGGAUGUUUCAUUGUCAUUUUCAAUAUCACAUUGUUAUCGGCAUGAAUUUACUAUUUCAAGUGGGCACGAAAAAGGAUUGGCCACCAGUACCAGCUAAUUUUCCCAAAUGUGGUAAUUUUGUACCGCCCAUAACGUUACAUUAAGGGAUGAAGGAAAGGUGUUGCUUUUCAAAUGUAUUAAAUAUCGGAUAGUAGAGUGUUCCCCUAAUUGAUGAUAUUUAGUAAUUAUAGUUAAAAGAAAAUAUUUUUGAAAAAUUUUAUAAUUUAAUACUUUGUUGUGUUUUUGUUUUAAUUUUUAUUAAAUGUUUUAUAAUAUUGUAAAAACCAUAAAAAUGUCUUAAUAUUAAACAAAUUAAAACUAUAAAUUUAUUAAAAUCAAAAAAAAAAAAACCUUAAAAAAGAAAUUGUAAACAUAUAAAUAUUAAUUAUUUUCUCUCAGUGUAUUCUAUAUUUUAAGUAUAGUAAAAUAAACUUUUGAUUCUUUAAUAAAAUGUCUAUUUAAAUUUUAA